Melospiza georgiana is the source of this 2044-nucleotide messenger RNA. RefSeq names its product general transcription factor IIIC subunit 5 (gene GTF3C5). The record is from RefSeq and is a predicted model, not a curated record. The coding region runs from base 1 to 1551 and encodes 516 amino acids. Lineage: Eukaryota; Metazoa; Chordata; Aves; Passeriformes; Passerellidae. The transcript is spliced from 11 exons. Gene Ontology annotation, biological process: transcription initiation at RNA polymerase III promoter. Gene Ontology annotation, cellular component: transcription factor TFIIIC complex.
AUGGCGGCGGCGCGGCAGCGGGGCCCGCGGGGCUCGGCCGUGCUGGAGCUGCCCCGCAAGCCGCGCCUGGUCUGCGUGGAGUACCCAGGGCUCGUCCGGGACGUCGGGGCCAUGCUGCGGACGCUGGGAGGAGAGCAGGGGGUGUCGCGGAUCUACGCCGACCCUGCCAAAAGGCUGGAGCUGUAUUUCCGCCCCAAGGACCCCUACUGCCACCCCGUGUGUGCCAACCGCUUCCCCACCUCCACCAUGCUGCUCAGGGUCACCAGGAGGAGCAGGAAGAAGCAGCAGUUGGACCCCGAGGAGCAAAUCCAGCCAGAAGUGCAGUUUGAGAUGGAGAUUCUUGGGAUUGUCACCACUGUUUACAAAUUUCAAGGAAUGUCUGACUUCCAGUACCUGGCAAUGCACUCUGGCCCUGAUGGCAAGCAAACCUCCAUGUAUGACAAAGUCCUGAUGCUCAAACCAGAGAAGGAAGAGUUUUUCAAUAAAGAUUUACCUCUUUACAUCCCACCACCCAUUUUCUCACGCCUGGACACUCCUGUGGACUAUUUUUAUCGCCCAGAUAUACAGCACAGGGAGGGCUACAACAAUCCCCAGGUGUCUGGUGAGAACCUGAUUGGCCUCAGCAGGGCCCGGCGCCCACACAACGCCAUCUUUGUCAACUUUGAUGAUGAGGAAAUCCCAACUAAGCCCCUGGAUGCUGCUGUACAGAACUGGAAGAAAGUGUGCACCAAUCCUGUGGAUAAGAAGGUGGAGGAAGAGCUGAGAAAGCUCUUUGAGGUGCGUCCCGUGUGGUCUCGCAAUGCAGUCAAAGCCAACAUCAGUGUCCAUCCAGACAAGCUGAAGGUGCUGCUGCCUUAUUUGGCCUAUUACAUGUUAACAGGUCCUUGGAGAAGCUUGUGGGUUAGGUUUGGGUAUGACCCCAGGAAACACCCUGAAGCAAAGAUUUAUCAAGUGCUGGACUUCCGAAUUCGCUGUGGAAUGAAAUAUGGUUAUGCUGCUACUGACAUGCCUGUGAAAGCAAAACGGAGCACGUACAACUACAGCCUGCCCAUCACUGUCAAGAAACAAGGAAGUCACACAGUCAGUGUCCACGACCUGAAACAGGGGCUGGGUUCAGCUGGUACAUCUGGGGCAAAAAAGCCCCCCUCCAGCAGGUAUAAGCUGAAGGAAUCUGUCUACAUUUUCCGGGAAGGAGCCUUACCCCCUUACCGCCAGAUGUUCUACCAGCUCUGUGACUUAAAUGUGGAAAGCCUGCAGAAGAUCAUCCAUCGGAAUGACGGCACCGAGUCGGAGUGCACGGAGCGGGACGGGUGGUGCCUUGCCAAGACCAGUGAUGACCUCAGGGACAGCAUGUCCCUGAUGAUAAAGCAGAUCAUCAGAUCCACCAGACCUGCUCUUUUCUCAAAUACAACAAGCAGUGAAGAUGGCAAAGAGCAGCUGGCAUAUGAGUCUGGAGAGGAUGAGGAUGAUGAAGAGGAGGAGGAAGAGGACUUCAAGCCUUCUGAUGGGAGUGAAAAUGAAAUGGAGACAGAAAUUCUGGACUAUGUGUGAACUCAGUGAGCAGUGUGGCUGCUGUGGACAGAACUGUCUGCUCUUGCUCCUUGAGAGCCAAGGGUUCAGGGAAAGCAGAGCUUGUGCUAAGCUGAUGAUGUUCUCUGCACUGACUGCUGGUGGGCAACAUUCUGGGUGUUUGGGAGCCACUGCUGCAUUUUCAGAAUUGCUGGCUGAGAAACCCUCCAGCAUGCUCAAGAAACUCCCAAGAGCGAGCCCAGAAUCCAAACCAGCUGGUAACACACCUGAACAUGGGAGAAGCUGCAUUCCCACAUCUCUCCAUGUGUGGGAGUGCACUCUCUCCAGGUUGGUGGCCAUGUGGAAAAUAGAAAAGGUGCCUGAGGAGAUGCUGGGAGAAGAAACAAUCAGUUCUCCUGGAGUCCCUAAGGCAGGUUCUGCCCUUCUGCUUGUCCAGAGGGAGUGAAAAUACUGAGCCAUGCCUUCAGCACUGAGCCUUGCUGGUCAUCUUGGAAAUAAAGCCAGCAAGAAAAGA